Messenger RNA from Staurois parvus, 654 nucleotides. Lineage: Eukaryota; Metazoa; Chordata; Amphibia; Anura; Ranidae. The record is from the annotation of a GenBank genome assembly.
AUGUCUGCGUCUUCUCGAGGUCCAUCCAGAAACACAAAUCAGAGAAGCAAAACCACGACACCACCAUUAGCUUCUCCUUCUACAAGCUCAGCCAGUGGAGUCCGAGCAAAACCAAGUGAUAAGCUCAACCCCAAAACUAUAGAUCCGUUUGCUGAGCCCCAGAGAUCUCCCUCAGCGUUUGCUGCCAUAUACUCUAAAGGAGGCAUUCCAUGCAGGCUGGUCCAUGGUUCUGUGAAGCACAAGCUACAUUGGGAGUGCCCUCCAGAAAUAAUACCUUUUGACCCACUGCUCAUCAACUUAGCUGAGGGUCUUCGAGAGACCAGACACCCUUAUACAUUCGUUUCACAAGAGGGAUUUAAGGAGUUAUUGAUGGUUCCCAAGGCUGCAGAAAAAGCCUUGCCCUUAUUACCCAAGCUGGCCGCUGCUUUGAAGACCGCCCUUGUACAUUCAGACGGUGCCGUGUUUGAACGAGGUUUGAAUGGCUUGGUACAGCUUAGUGCUGUUGUUGGACCAGCAUUAAACAUUCAUCUAAAGAAUCUGCUCACCAGUCUCUCCAAAAGGCUAAUGGACAAAAAAUAUAAAGAUUCAGUCACGACUUCCUUACAGAAAUUGGAGCAUUAUGGCGGGAAGGUAAUUUCUGAUAAUUCAUUAUAA